Prunus mume (Japanese apricot) is the source of this 3550-nucleotide messenger RNA. Lineage: Eukaryota; Viridiplantae; Streptophyta; Magnoliopsida; Rosales; Rosaceae. The record is from RefSeq and is a predicted model, not a curated record.
GAGAGGGAGAGAGAGACCCAAUGCAAAACCAAGUAGAGUGUGGUUAGGGUUUUGAGGCAGUUUGGCAAUGCCAAUGCUGCUGAACAGGAAGCCUUGUAUCUCCCACAACCACCACCAAAUGCCGAGGAAACUCUUCCCAACUCACCUCCACCACCACCACUUCCUCUCUCACUAUUCUCUCCUGCUCUUCUUCCUCCUCACACUUCUAACUUGUUCUGCUUCUGCUGCAAAUGUUGAGGUUCUUACUCUACAUUCAUGGCUUCAAAGCUCUCCCUCCCCCUCACCCUCUUCUUCAUCAGAUUUCUCCAACUGGAACCCUUUAGACCAAAACCCUUGCAGCUGGUCCUACAUAACUUGCUCUCCCCAAAACUUUGUCACUGAAAUAAAUAUCCACUCUGUUGAGCUAGCCCUUCCCUUCCCUUGCAAUCUCUCCUCCCUUGCCUUCCUCCAAAGGCUCAUCAUUUCUGGUGCCAACCUCACUGGAACAGUGUCACCUGAUAUUGGUCAUUGUAAUGCACUUACUGUGAUUGAUGUUAGCUCAAACAGUCUUGUGGGUUCUAUUCCUUCAAGCAUUGGAAAGCUCCAAAAUCUUCAGGACUUGAUUUUGAACUCUAACCAGCUCACGGGGCAGAUACCAAAAGAGCUUGGUGGUUGCAUCAGCCUGAAGAAUCUCCUUGUAUUUGAUAACUGUCUCAGUGGGAGUGUUCCNNNUGAGCUUGGCAAACUAUUAAACUUGGAAGUUAUUCGUGCCGGUGGCAACAAAGACAUUUCAGGAAAAAUCCCGGAUGAGCUUGGAAACUGCAAGAAUUUGCAGGUGCUUGGUCUUGCUGAUACUAAAAUUUCUGGUUCCAUCCCUUCAUCAUUGGGUAAACUAAGCAUGCUCCAGACGCUUUCGGUUUAUACUACCAUGAUAUCCGGUGAGAUUCCACCGGAUAUUGGCAACUGUUCCGAGCUUGUCAAUCUAUUUCUGUAUGAGAAUGACCUCUCUGGUUCACUGCCACCAGAGUUGGGUAAGCUUCAGAAGCUGGAGAAGAUAUUGCUGUGGCAGAACAAUCUUGUUGGGAACAUUCCUGAGGAAAUUGGGAACUGCAGAAGCUUGAAGACUAUAGAUCUCUCUUUGAAUUCUGUCUCUGGAAGCAUACCCCAAUCUUUUGGAAACCUCUCAAAUCUUGAAGAUCUUAUGCUUAGUAACAAUAACAUUUCUGGUUCAAUCCCAUCAGUUCUUUCCAAAGCUACAAAACUCUUGCAGUUGCAGCUUGAUACUAAUCAGAUAUCAGGCUUAAUCCCAACUGAGCUGGGAAUGUUGACAGAGCUAACAGUCUUUUUUGCUUGGCAGAACAAACUUGAAGGUAGCAUUCCAUCAGAAUUGGCUGGUUGUAAGAGCCUCCAAGCUAUUGAUCUCUCACACAAUGCUCUCACUGGUAGCUUACCUCCUGGCCUGUUUCAGCUGCAAAAUUUAACGAAGCUUCUCUUGAUUUCGAAUGAAAUUUCGGGGUCCAUACCUGCGGUGAUUGGAAACUGUAGUUCUCUUAUCAGGCUCCGCCUCGUAAACAAUAGAAUCAGUGGAGAGAUUCCAAAAGAAAUUGGGCUCCUUGACAAUCUUAGUUUCCUUGACCUGUCUGAAAACAAUCUUGUUGGUCUAGUGCCAGAUGAAAUUGGAAAAUGCAGUGCAUUACAGCUGCUGAACUUAAGUAACAACAGCCUUGGAGGUACUUUGCCUAGCCUUUUUUCUUCGCUCACUAGGCUUGAGGUAUUGGAUGCCUCUGUGAAUCGAUUUGUGGGUCAGAUUCCUGAGAGUUAUGGUAGGCUUGCUUCACUUAACAGGCUCAUCCUCAGCAAGAACUCACUCUCGGGACCAAUCCCCUCUUCGCUUGGUCGCUGUUCUAGCCUUCAGCUACUUGAUCUUAGCAGCAACAAGCUCACUGGCACAAUCCCGGAGGACCUGUUUGAAAUUGAAGCUCUUGACAUUGCUCUAAACCUGAGUUUCAAUGCCUUGUCUGGGAUAAUCCCACCACAGGUUUCUGCUCUUAAUAAGCUAUCCAUACUAGACCUCUCACACAACAAGCUUGAAGGCGACUUGUUGGCACUAUCCGGGCUCGAAAAUCUUGUUUCUUUGAACAUCUCAUACAACAAUUUCACCGGCUAUCUUCCUGAUGAAAAGCUGUUUCGGCAGUUGUCAGCAACGGACCUGGCAGGAAACGAAGGACUGUGUUCUAGAGGUCAUGACUUUUGCUUCCUCAGCAAUGGUACAACAAUGAGCAUGCCAAAAAGUGGCGGUUUCAGGAGGUCAUGGAGGCUUAAGUUGGCCAUUGGCUUGCUGACAACCUUGACCAUUGCCUUGACAAUUUUUGGGGCUCUUGCAGUGUAUCGAACACGAAAGAUGAUGGGAGAGGACAAUGAUUCCGAGAUGGGAGGAGACUCAUGGCCAUGGCAGUUUACUCCAUUCCAGAAGGUAAAUUUCUCGGUUGACCAAGUCCUGAAAUGUCUGGUGGAAACCAAUGUGAUAGGAAAGGGAUGUUCAGGAAUUGUUUACCGGGCAGAAAUGGAAACCGAAGACAUUGCUGUAAAGAAGCUAUGGCCAACAACAAUAGCUACACGAUACGAUUGUCAAAAUGACAGGUUCGGGAUCAAUGCAGGAGUUCGUGAUUCCUUUUCAGCUGAGGUGAAGACCCUUGGCUCGAUUCGCCACAAGAACAUUGUUAGGUUCUUGGGUUGCUGUUGGAAUCGAAACACAAGGUUGCUAAUGUAUGAGUACAUGCCAAAUGGGAGCUUGGGUGGCCUACUUCAUGAAAGAAGUGGUAACUGCUUGGAAUGGGACCUGAGAUACCGGAUAGUACUGGGAGCAGCACAGGGCCUGGCUUAUUUGCACCAUGACUGUGUUCCUCCAAUUGUUCACAGGGACAUCAAGGCCAACAACAUCCUCAUUGGUCCAGACUUUGAGCCCUGCAUUGCUGAUUUCGGGCUUGCCAAGCUUGUCGAUGAAGGAGACUUCGCUCGAUCCUCCAACACUGUUGCUGGUUCUUAUGGCUACAUUGCUCCUGAAUAUGGAUACAUGAUGAAGAUAACAGAGAAAAGUGAUGUAUACAGCUAUGGUGUAGUUGUGCUAGAAGUGCUAACAGGGAAGCAACCAAUUGAUCCAACCAUACCAGAUGGCCUGCACAUUGUGGAUUGGGUAAGGCAGAGGAGAGGGGGAGUUGAAGUCCUGGAUGCAAGCCUACGUGCCCGGCCCGAAUCCGAAAUCGAAGAAAUGUUGCAGACACUAGGUGUGGCUUUGCUCUGCAUAAACUCAACCCCAGAUGACAGGCCAAACAUGAAAGAUGUAGCAGCCAUGCUCAAAGAAAUAAGGCAGGAGAGAGAAGAGUGCAUGAAAGCUAACAUGCUUCUCAAUGGCUCUGCUGAAAAUGAAGGGCGAGAAAAUAUCAGUUGCAGUGUAGGAACCUCAUCAGCCAUGGUGGUGCAGCAUUCUUCUUACCCUUCAAGUCACAGCACAAGCUUCUCUGCAUCCUCAUUGAUAUACACUUCUCCCCCUAAUGUCAAAAACAACAGUUAA